Messenger RNA from Sesamum indicum (sesame), 1644 nucleotides. RefSeq names its product putative E3 ubiquitin-protein ligase HIP1. Gene Ontology annotation, molecular function: ubiquitin protein ligase activity. The record is from RefSeq and is a predicted model, not a curated record. NCBI's taxonomy places the organism in Eukaryota, Viridiplantae, Streptophyta, Magnoliopsida, Lamiales, Pedaliaceae.
UUCAUUCUUUCCCAUCAACACCCCCACCCCACCUCUCUUCCUUCUUCGUCAUCCCUUUUCUCCACACACGCAACGCAGUUGUUUGUCUCUCUCUCCCUCUCCCUCUCUCUCUCUCUCUCACGCACACACAUACACACACACACAAGUUGAGAACUUCUUUUCUAAUUCACAAACUCCUUUCUUGAAAGUCCUUCAAUCUACACCCCACUUCUCUCCUCCCUUCUAUCCCCCAACUGUUGUUUGAACUCACACGCGCAACCAACCAGUUGGUUCUUUCUGAAGACGACACCGGACAGCCAUCCUGUGGUGGUUGCCGACGGCUCAACUAUGGCUGAACACGUUAGGUAUAGGAAGCCCAGAAAUCCUCCCCAGCCCACCACCAGCCACAAUCUAGAUAGAGAUCCGAAUUCCUCUCGUUCGAGACCCACCAUUUCCUCUAUCCUUCUUUCCUCCGGCCCAAUCAAUGAGACCACCUCCAAGAAAAAGAAUUUCUCCUCAGCUACAUUCAGAGGACUGGGCUGUACUGCCUCCUCUCAAGUCUCAGUGCCUGCAGUUAUAAGAACAUCGGCCAAUUGGGAAGCCAAGAAAUUGAAAAAGAAGAGGCUUAAGACCAAGAAAAGUGGCAACGACAAGCUACCAAUGAACAACAACAGCUCCGCUGCUGCCAUAAGUAACAGUAACCCAUCACCACAAUCAUCGAUUUCUUUGGCAUUGUCAUCUAGUUGUGUGGGUGUUCCUGAUGUUUGGUGCGGCCCGGGUAUGGGGCUAACUACUGAUGCUGCUUCUGUGGAUUGUGUUGUUUCAAGGAGGCCUCCCAGAGGCAAAGUUGAUGGAGUUGACAGGAUUUUCCUUGGUCAGAGGGAGCGGUCGUAUACUGUGAGGAGAAUGGUUACUCCUGAGGACAAUCCUUUCCUAGAAUCUGAAACUGCCUUGGGGGUCCCUCGUAUUCGGUCUGAUGUUUCUGGGUCCAGACAUCAUCGUCAUGUCAGACAUGGUUUCCGCGAAGGGCUUGCUGAGAUUGUAAUGCUCCAAAACAGUCUGCUGAUGGGAGGGAGAUCGGAUGGGCUUGACAGAUACAGGGAUCUGAGGCUUGAUGUUGAUAACAUGUCAUAUGAGGAAUUACUGGAACUCGGUGACAGGAUUGGGUAUGUUAGCACUGGACUGAGGGAGGAUGAGAUAGCUUGCUGCGUGAGGAGGACCAAACUGGCAAUGUUGGACGAUUUGCCAUUGCAUUUUGCCUCAGAAAUGGAGAAGAAAUGCAGUAUAUGCCAGGAGGAAUAUGAGCUAGAUGAUGAGAUGGGGAAGCUGAACUGCGGACACUUCUAUCACAUCGAUUGCAUAAGGCAGUGGCUCGGGCAGAAAAAUAGCUGCCCGAUCUGUAAAACAGCUGCUGGGUCUCAGACCUCAGAUAAAUAGGUUGCACGACUAAUACAUCUUGCUGGUGCUUUCUUAUAUUCUGUAUAGAUUUCGAUAUCUUUGAAAGAAAGAUCACUCUUUCAUGUGUCAAUCUUGUUUCUCUGUACCAAGAAUUAAUGCCAUUUUUUGUGUUGGCAACUUCCAUGUUGAUACAAAAGCACGCUCGAAAAAUCGUUGUAAGCUGAUGUUCCUAUUUACAGGUUGGUUGUGCAAUUUCUUUGAAGACUA